AUUAAAUUAAUUGCUCAAGGAAAUAAUACACAAUUACAAAAUAAAGUAUUAAAUUCUAUUAUGCCAACCUUUCAAGUUUUUGAAUCUAUUAAUGAUCAAAUAGAUAAAGCUAUUACUCCAUUACAAAUACCUUUAUAUCAACAAUUAACUCCAA
Messenger RNA from Funneliformis geosporum, 154 nucleotides. The record is from the annotation of a GenBank genome assembly. Lineage: Eukaryota; Fungi; Glomeromycota; Glomeromycetes; Glomerales; Glomeraceae.